This is a messenger RNA of Microcebus murinus (gray mouse lemur), 5046 nucleotides long. It is a transcript of the gene AREL1, whose product is annotated as apoptosis resistant E3 ubiquitin protein ligase 1. The record is from RefSeq and is a predicted model, not a curated record. Gene Ontology annotation, cellular component: cytosol; cytoplasm. Gene Ontology annotation, molecular function: ubiquitin protein ligase activity. Gene Ontology annotation, biological process: ubiquitin-dependent protein catabolic process; protein polyubiquitination; negative regulation of apoptotic process. NCBI's taxonomy places the organism in Eukaryota, Metazoa, Chordata, Mammalia, Primates, Cheirogaleidae.
AGCGGAAGGCGCUUCGGGAAACGGAAAAGCCCUGAGCCGGUUCCCAGGCCGGGCAAAGACCGGCACUGGGGUCUCUUGGGAAGGUUGGGGGAUUGCCUUCUUCUGAAUGCUGCCACCAUCUCCCAGGACCGCAGAGCUGGGACUUCGCUACGCCGCAGCCCCCUGCUUGGGGUAGGAUCCUGGGACACCAGAACAUACAUAUCUUCGGGCAAUUGAUUGUGCCCUGCACUAGAGAAAAGUCUGGGAAUGAUAUAUUCUUGGGCUGUAUUUCUCUGCCCUGGAAUUCAUACAGUUCCUUCCAGAAACGCUGACCCUCUGCUUACUCUGACACAUCCUCAGUGAAGAUCUGAUGGACAGACCCUUUCUGGUGAUCUUGUGGCUUUCUUCUUUCAUGUGGAAGUUGGAAGAUAAGGUGAAAGGGGCCAAAAGUUAUCUGCUUUGGUGAAUACAAGUGCUCCACAUGGUUCUCAGAACAUGGGCCCUCGUUUAAAGCUGCAGCUGUGAUCCUCGGCUGUCUGUCGGCAUUGAAGGGACCUGAUGUUUUACGUUAUUGGUGGAAUCACAGUAUCUGUGGUUGCAUUCUUCUUCACAAUUAAGUUCCUCUUUGAGCUUGCCGCACGUGUAGUCAGCUUCCUCCAGAAUGAGGACCGUGAGCGCCGAGGGGACCGGACUAUUUAUGACUACGUGCGGGGAAAUUACCUGGAUCCCCGGUCUUGCAAAGUCUACUGGGAUUGGAAGGACCCCUAUGAGGUGGGCCACAGCAUGGCCUUCCGAGUGCAUUUAUUCUAUAAGAAUGGGCAGCCUUUCCCUGCACAUCGGCCUGUGGGACUAAGAGUUCACAUCUCUCAUGUUGAGCUAGCAGUGGAGAUUCCAGUAACUCAGGAAGUCCUUCAGGAGCCCAAUUCCAAUGUGGUAAAGGUGGCCUUCACUGUGCGCAAGGCUGGGCGUUACGAAAUCACAGUGAAGCUUGGUGGAUUAAAUGUGGCCUAUAGUCCUUACUACAAAAUUUUUCAGCCUGGAAUGGUGGUUCCUUCCAAGACCAAAAUUGUGUGCCAUUUUUCUACUCUUGUGUUGACCUGUGGGCAGCCACACACCCUUCAAAUAGUGCCCCGAGAUGAGUAUGACAACCCUACCAACAAUUCCACAUCUUUGAGAGAUGAGCACAAUUACAGUUUGUCCAUUCAUGAGCUCGGCCCUCAAGAAGAAGAGAGUACUGAUGUUUCAUUUGAGAAGUCAGUGACAUCCAACAGGCAGACUUGCCAGGUGUUCUUGCGACUCACCCUGCAUUCUCGUGGUUGCUUUCGUGCCUGCAUUUCAUACCAAAAUCAGCCAAUCAAUAAUGGCGAGUUUGACAUUAUUGUCCUAAGUGAGAACGAGAGGAAUAUUGUCGAACGCAACGUGUCCACCUCAGGUGUGAGCAUUUACUUUGAGGCUUAUCUUUAUAAUGCUACCAACUGUACCAGCACUCCGUGGCACCUUCCACCCAUGCACAUGAGCUCUUCCCAGCGCCGGCCCUCCACUGCUAUUGAAGAGGAAGAUGAAGACUCACCCUCUGAGUGCCACACCCCCGAGAAAGUAAAGAAACCGAAGAAGGUGUACUGCUAUGUGUCACCAAAGCAAUUCUCAGUGAAGGAGUUCUACCUGAAAAUCAUUCCCUGGCGCCUUUACACCUUCCGAGUGUGCCCAGGAACAAAAUUUUCAUACCUUGGCCCUGACCCUGUCCAUAAGCUGCUCACACUGGUGGUAGAUGAUGGCAUUCAGCCUCCUGUGGAGCUCAGCUGUAAGGAGAGGAACAUUCUAGCCGCCACUUUCAUCCGCUCCCUGCAUAAGAACAUAGGAGGCUCUGAGACCUUUCAGGACAAGGUGAACUUUUUCCAGCGAGAGCUUCGGCAGGUACAUAUGAAAAGACCACAUUCCAAAGUCACCCUGAAGGUCAGCAGACACGCCUUAUUGGAAUCGUCUCUGAAAGCCACUCGGAAUUUCUCUAUCUCAGAUUGGAGCAAGAACUUUGAAGUGGUUUUCCAGGAUGAAGAAGCUCUGGACUGGGGAGGGCCUCGCCGGGAAUGGUUUGACCUAAUCAGCAAAGCCCUAUUUGACACCACCAAUCAGCUUUUCACCCGGUUCAGUGACAACAACCAAGCAUUAGUGCAUCCCAACCCUAAUCGCCCAGCUCAUCUGCGUCUGAAGAUGUAUGAGUUUGCAGGGCGGCUCGUGGGCAAGUGUCUUUAUGAGUCCUCUCUUGGAGGAGCCUACAAGCAGUUGGUCCGAGCUCGCUUCACCCGUUCUUUCCUGGCCCAAAUCAUAGGACUACGUAUGCAUUACAAGUACUUUGAAACAGAUGACCCAGAAUUCUACAAAUCUAAAGUUUGCUUUAUCCUCAACAAUGACAUGAGUGAGAUGGAGCUGGUAUUUGCAGAAGAGAAAUAUAACAAAUCAGGUCAAUUAGAUAAGGUUGUAGAACUCAUGACAGGUGGAGCCCAAACCCCAGUAACCAAUGCAAAUAAAAUCUUCUACUUAAAUUUGCUGGCCCAAUAUCGGCUGGCUAGUCAAGUGAAAGAGGAAGUGGAACAUUUCCUAAAAGGCCUGAAUGAGUUGGUCCCUGAGAACCUUUUGGCUAUUUUUGAUGAGAAUGAACUUGAGCUGCUGAUGUGUGGGACUGGAGACAUCAGUGUGUCUGACUUCAAAGCCCAUGCAGUAGUUGUUGGUGGCUCAUGGCAUUUCAGAGAAAAGGUCAUGAGGUGGUUUUGGACUGUGGUUUCCAGUUUGACCCAGGAAGAGUUGGCUCGGCUACUUCAGUUCACAACAGGCUCCUCUCAGCUACCACCUGGAGGCUUUGCUGCCCUCUGUCCCUCAUUUCAGAUUAUUGCUGCUCCAACCCAUAGCACGCUACCUACUGCACACACAUGUUUUAACCAGCUGUGCCUCCCUACGUAUGACUCCUAUGAAGAGGUGCACAGGAUGCUGCAGCUGGCCAUCAGCGAGGGUUGUGAGGGCUUUGGCAUGCUCUGACCACUCUCCUGCCAUCUCCUUGGCUCUCAGGCUCUCUGGAGCAUCCAAGCACACAUUACAGACAUCGUAACUACUGAUCCUAACACACAUAACCAUCAGCCAGAAGAUGCCGCAUGCUCCCCUGUGUCUGGAGUAUUUUGUCACCUACAAGCCUUGUCCUUACCUCACCCCCAGCCUGCCCAUGUCUGCCACAGGCCACUUUGGCAUGGUAUGUAAGCUGAGUUCUCCGUUCUGUCGUAAGAAGAGGACUGCACUGCUGUCAUUUCAUUUGGUCAUUUGAAGAACUCAGUAGCUGAGGGAAGCUGGUGUGCAGAAGCCUUAAAUCCACACCUUGCUCCACCUCCCUCUGCAGAUGCUUCUUGGAGGUGCCCUCUUUGGCCCUCACUACUUGACCAGACUGGUACCUGAGUCUUUUUCGUGGGUGGGAUCAUUGCCUCUUCUAGUCAGGAGCCAGGAGAGGCACAGAUAGGAAGUGGCCCACCUGAGCAAUCUUUGGUUUUGUCCCCCUUCACAAUGGCAGGCACAGGCCAUGGCACUGGACUACCUCUAAUGAGGACUGAUAGCACAAAAGGAUCUUUUUUUGUGGUGUCAGAACUAGAAACAGCACUUUCCCUUCAGGCAUUUCUGGAAGCGAUUAUUAAUCCAUAAAGAAGAACUCUCUAAGCUUUUUCUUGAAUUUCAGCCAGUGAGAAAAGCAGAUAGACUGAAGAAUGUGAAGGAUAGCUGAGCGGUAGCCUCCAGCGCUUAAUAUGAUUCUCCUUUAGGGUUGUGGGGCAUGUCUAGGCACAUGACUACUGAGGCUUUUCCCUGAGUUUGUUCUUUUGGCUGAGGUGUGGCUGGGCAGGGCCACUGACCCCUAAGUUAGGUAGUCUACUAAGAGCUGGGGAUUCUUUAGAGUUCUACUCAAGAAAAUUUUGUAGCAAAGGAUGGAACAGUAAGAAUAGCAUGCCAGCAGUCCCUGGUUUUCUCUGUGCUUGGUGUUCUGUGUUAGCAUAACAAGAAAGGAACGGGGUUUGGGAGUUUAAGUGCUUAUCACAGGUCCCUGGGGUCAGGAUACUGGGGACAGACAUGGAGUAGAUAAAUAGGUUGGGCAGUAAAUGCCUAGUAAUCCCCAGUACUUCCCUUCGCUCCUUCGGUUACCAGGAAGGAGAACUAAGGAGGGAGGAAGCUAUAUUUGCUUCACUGUUGAGUGAUGAUUGAAGAGUACCUGCUGCUGUCUCUUGGAAGAUGACAACACCGUUUUUCAUUACUGUUUCAGUGAAAACAAUUUCAAGCCUCAGAAUCUCAUCAACUUCCCAGAUUUCUGUUUUUAAGAAGGCUUUGUUGCAAGCUACCAUUCCCGAUGGGGCACUCAAUUCUGAGAAUAUUACAAGCCAUCUUUAUUGCCAAAACCAGCAAGUACACAGAGUCCUGAGACAAGGCAGGACUUGUGGCAAUGCCUUGGCCUCCUGGAAGCAUGUCUGAGCCCUCCUGUUCCCAGGGAUCAUGUGAAACAAGCCCUCCUGAGCUGCUGCAAUUCCUGUCUGACCUCGCUCCUUGCAGUUGUCAUUUGUCCUUUCUUGGCAUGGGUGCUGACCUCUCCUGUCCUUGGGUCCGGGAUCCAGCAGCAGGGCGUCUAUACCCCAGGAUCCUCCAUGCCACAUGGUCACUGCUCUCCUCAGGGACCAGGACAAGGUGCUGCUGCUUUCCCAAAUUUUUUCCCAUGGGAUAUGUACAGGAAAGUUUAGUCAUCACCCUGGGAAACAUGAUGCUGCCCCUUGGGCCCAGAUAGGGGUUUCCAGCUGAGGGCAUGUGGGCUGGUUCUGCUGUUUUUGGCAGUUGUUCCUCAUCUGGAUUCUGCAUUCUUCCCUCUGGCAGCCAUCCAGAGACUGAUGCUAGAGAUUGAGUUGAUUGUCUUGGCUAGAUCUGUCAUUUUAAGCUCUAGUCAUAGCACUUUUUCAGAGCAUCCUAGGCACCAUUGCAGCCCAGCUGGGGCAGCUGCAUCCCUCUGGUGGUCCUUAGACACCAGAAUCUUUGUUAACAAAACCCUUUGGUACU